Lycium ferocissimum is the source of this 1866-nucleotide messenger RNA. RefSeq names its product F-box/FBD/LRR-repeat protein At1g13570-like. The transcript is spliced from 4 exons. The record is from RefSeq and is a predicted model, not a curated record. Gene Ontology annotation, molecular function: protein binding. The coding region runs from base 229 to 1536 and encodes 435 amino acids. NCBI's taxonomy places the organism in Eukaryota, Viridiplantae, Streptophyta, Magnoliopsida, Solanales, Solanaceae.
AAAUGAGCAGAAUUAGUUAACCCGGAAUAACUUGUUCUUCUAACAAACACGAGCCCUAAAUUCUUAAAAAUGGCCUAGGUAGAUUAGGACAUCGAAAUUACAACUUGUGGCCUAAAGAGCUGAAACAUUUCACCGAAAUAGGGGACGUAAGGUGUUUGACAAAAUUCCAAAGAGAAAAAGCAGAUUCCAUCAUCAGUAAUCUUCUUGCUUGAUUCCAAUUGGUGUUGUAUGAUGCCACCUGAGAGUAAAAAGCAUGGUUGUCAAAGUUUACCUUCCGAUCGACUUAGCAACCUCCCAGAGAAUGUUAUCAAUGCCAUUCUGAUGCGUUUACCCUUGCUAGAAGCUAUGGGGACAAACAUCUUAUCAAGGAAAUGGAGGUAUAAAUGGUGCAAACUUCCGCAGUUGACGAUUGAUUAUGCACUUUGGGACGCGACAAAUGAAUUUCUAUCUCCUUCUAUUAAGUUUACAAAAAUUAUGUACCACAUUUUGACCCUUCAUUCAGGACCACUUACUAAGUUUACCCUCUCCAUUUCUGAACUGACAAAAUAUCCCAAGAUUGGGAGUUUGAUAUAUUUCCUCUCUAGGAAUGACAUUCAGGAUCUAGUUCUUGAAUUCUCGGAGUGGAAUCGAUACAGAUUGCCGCCUUCAUUUUUCACAUUUUCGCAGUUGAGGCAUUUGACUCUCCGAAAUUGUGUAGUAUGCCCUCCACCGGCCUUCGAAGGAUUUGAUAUGUUAAAUAGCCUGAAUCUGCGUGAUGUCACCAUUUCUUCCAAAUUACUAGAAAGUUUAAUCUCUUAUAGCCCGUUGCUUGAGAAGUUAGUGUUGAAAAUCUCAGAUACUUCAGACGACAUUCAAAUUAACGCUCCCAAUUUAAGAUCCUUCGACUUCACAGGCUGUAUAAAAUAUAUAUCUCUAAGUAACGUUCCUCUUCUUUCUAAACUCUCUCUUCCUUAUCAAGGAUAUCUUGAGGUACCAGAAAAAUGUGAUUUUGACAAAUUUUUUCAGUUACUUCCUGCUCUGGAGCAUCUCUCCUUGGAAUAUGGAACUGACCAGUUCUUGGUUACAGGUGCAACUGAAGUACCAAGAAGACUUUCCUCUCCUCUUAACCAUCUUAAACGUGUUAAGAUAUCUCUGGGUGGAUUAGCUGAUGUUCCGUUUGCUCUUUGCUUGAUAAGAAGCUCUCCAUAUUUACAAGAUAUUAAAAUUAAGGCAUAUGGCCUGGGGUGUGAACCUGUGCCGGCAACUAGUGAAGUUGAUGAAGUUCUUGCAAGGUUCUCGGAUGUGACAUUGAAUCACCUUAGGACAGUUCAGCUCAAAGGAGUAGAAGGCAGAAAGAUUGAAAUGGAGCUGAUCAAGCUGCUAUUGACCAAAUCUCCGAUGCUGGUGAGAAUGCUAAUUGAUAUAUCGGCAUCUUAUGACUAUGAUAAAUUAAGAGACAAGAUACAAGCAGAGAUAACAACAAUUCAGCGGGCAUCACAUAAUGCUGAAAUAGUUUUAUUUGAUGAUUUUUUAUGUUAUAGACACACAAUGCAAUAGUAGUAUAUGGUUGUUUUUUGCCCGACAGAGAAUUUAAUUUCGGAUUUCUCAUUUGUUAUCUUUACAAUGCUAAGGGUUUACAUUUCAUUCCUGUUCUUGAAUGAUCUAUGAAAUGAGACUUGGAUAUGAAUCUACUCUGUGGUUGUUUAUUUUCGAUGUUAUGCAUUGAGAAAUCCCUUUGGCAGUUUUUCUUAACAGUUCUAUUCCUGUGAGGUAGAGCAUGCAAUUUUCAUGCUCCAUUUUGAAGAAGGAACUAGAAGACUGAUUUGAAAUUUUGUCUUUUGAUAUCCUUUUGGUAUUUAUCAAGGUCUGUAUAAUCAUUGGUGGAUC